AUGGCCGCAGAGUUCUCGACAUCAACAACCCCGUGGUGUUUCAAUCCUCCAGCUGCCCCCCACAUGGGUGGUAGCUGGGAAAGACUCAUUCGAUCAGUGAAACAGAAUCUGGUAGAGCUUAAGCUGUCAAGACGACCGACUGAAGAGGAACUUAGAAAUGCUCUGAUUGAAAUCGAAGGGAUACUAAAUGCACGGCCGCUUACAUACGUCCCUGUAGAUGAUGAGUCCGCCCCUGCUCUCACCCCAAAUCAUUGGUUGUUAGGUAGUUCCGAAGGAUUUAAACCUCUCAUUUCAUUAGACAAUAGCUCUAUAGCAUUAAGGCACGGCUGGCAUGUAUCACAGAUGCUGGCGAAUCAAUUCUGGAAGAGAUGGCUUCGAGACUAUUUACCAGAAAUAACUAGGCGUUCAAAAUGGUAUGAACAUGUUAAGCCAAUCGAACAAGGGGACAUUGUGAUGAUUGCAGAUCCGGAACAUCCUAGAAGCUGCUGGCCGAAAGGCCGUGUCAUUGGAGUUACCAAUCGUGAUGGUCAGGUGCGGCAGGUUACUGUUCAAACAGCAAAGGGAGUGUAUGAAAGGCCCGCAGUGAAAAUAGCAGUACUAGACGUGAGGCGAAAUGAGAUAUUAGUCGACCAGCAGUUCGAGUCGUCAAAUUGCGGAGGAGUGUUACCGACCCCUCGGUGCCAAUCGCCUCCCGAGAAAAACAACCCUGCUGAUAAAUGA
Wyeomyia smithii (pitcher-plant mosquito) is the source of this 720-nucleotide messenger RNA. RefSeq lists its product as uncharacterized. The record is from RefSeq and is a predicted model, not a curated record. Lineage: Eukaryota; Metazoa; Arthropoda; Insecta; Diptera; Culicidae. The transcript has a single exon. Bases 1 to 720 code for a protein of 239 amino acids. Gene Ontology annotation, molecular function: nucleic acid binding.